AUGGCUCAACAAACAGAAGCAGAAUGGCGGCAGCAGCUCGAGGCAAUGCAGGCUGCCAUUGCUGGCCUAAAUCUACCAGACUCCCUUCCCGGGCCAAUCGAUUCCGACUUCGACGACGCCGAUUUCGAGGACUAUUCAUCCGGCAACGCUGGCCAGGACAUUUGGGAUUUUAUUUCCGCUGAAGACGCCGACGACUACAGCAGCGACUUCGUCGAAGCAGAUACUGAACCACCAGCCACUGGCGGCUACGACACUAUGUGGCUUUCAAGCAAAUGCGCCGCCAUUACGUCUAAGAAUGGGCUCUCAGAGGACGUCUUUGAGACCCAGAUCCUCAGCGCCAUUGGCUCUGGCAAGUCGGACGAGGAGCUGCAGAUAGAGCUGACAGACCUCAUCGGAUUCGACGAUCUUGACUUUAUCAUCGAGCUCCUUGCGAACAAAGAUGAAAUCAGCGCAUCUAGUGCGAUUGCCAUCGCGGCUGGCGGCCAAGCCACUGGCCGUCUGUUGUCCAAGGCCGAGCGCAACGAGCAGCUGCGUCGCCAAGACUUUGAGCACAAGAACGCCGCGCUCGCACCGAGCUUCUCGCGCGAGACGCAAUACCCGCACGUCUACAAGGCGUAUUCUGCCGGCAACACGCUCAGCUACGCUGGCAAGAAGUAUGGCCUCCCGGCAGGCAGCGAGCGGAAGCAGUUUGACAAGUACGAAGAGUAUUCCAUUCCCGCGGGUGCCAAGGGAAAGCUUGGUCCCGGGGAGAAGCUGAUCAAGAUUGAAGACUUGGACGGCCUCUGCCGCAACACCUUCAAGGGCUACUCGGCGCUCAAUCGCAUGCAGAGUCUCGUUUAUCCCAUUGGAUACAAGACCAGCGAGAACAUGCUCAUCUGCGCCCCUACUGGUGCGGGUAAAACUGAUGCUGCGAUGCUUACGAUCCUUCACACGAUUGGGCAGCACCUCUUCCCUAACCCCAUAGAAGACACUUCUGCUACCGAAUUUGCCGUCAAUCUGGAAGACUUCAAGAUUGUCUACGUUGCCCCCAUGAAGGCCCUUGCUGCUGAAGUCACAGAUAAGCUUGGCAAGCGUCUUGCAUGGCUCGGUAUCAAGUGCCGAGAAUACACGGGUGAUAUGCAAUUAACAAAAUCCGAAAUUAUUCAAACCCAAAUCAUAGUCACGACCCCAGAGAAGUGGGAUGUCGUUACCAGAAAGGGCACUGGAGACACUGAGUUGGUUCAAAAGGUCCGCUUGCUGAUUAUCGACGAAGUUCAUAUGCUCCAUGAUGAGCGCGGUGCUGUCUUGGAAUCGCUUGUCGCCCGUACCGAGCGCCAAGUCGAAAGUACCCAGUCGCUUAUCCGUAUCGUUGGACUGAGUGCCACCUUGCCCAACUAUAUCGACGUCGCAGACUUCCUCAGAGUCAACAAAUAUGCUGGUCUCUUCUACUUUGAUGCGUCUUUCAGACCUGUCCCUCUUGAACAGCAUUUCAUCGGCGUCAAGGGCAAAGCGGGCAGCAAGCAAUCAAAGGACAACUUGGACACUGUCGCCUUUGACAAGACCAAAGAUAUGCUCGAGGUUGAUCACCAAGUCAUGGUGUUUGUCCACUCUCGACGAGACACCAUGGUGACUGCACGUAUGCUGCACGAGAAGGCAGUCGAGUCAUUCUGCGUCGAUCUUUUUGACCCUACAGGCCGCCCCAGAUACGAGCAGGCAGUGCGAGAUAUGAAGUCUUCUCGAUCCAAAGAUAUUCGUGAGCUCUUAUCCAAGGGUAUUGGUGUUCACCAUGCUGGUAUGGCGCGAGCGGACCGAAAUUUGAUGGAGAGACUUUUUGGCGAAGGUGUGCUCAGAGUUCUCUGCUGUACCGCAACCCUCGCGUGGGGUGUCAACUUGCCAGCCGCCGCCGUUGUUAUCAAGGGCACACAGGUCUACAGUGCCCAAGAGGGUAAAUUCGUCGAUCUUGGCAUCCUUGAUGUUCUGCAAAUCUUCGGUCGCGCUGGUCGUCCUCAAUUUGAGGACACUGGUAUUGGCAUGAUUUGCACGACCCAGGAUAAGCUGCAGCACUACCUCACUGCUGUAACGGAACAACAGCCCAUCGAGUCCAAGUUUUCGGCAAAGCUGGUAGAUAAUCUCAAUGCUGAAGUCGCCCUGGGUACAGUCACAUCGAUUCCUGAUGCUGUGCAGUGGAUCGGCUACUCCUACUUGUUCGUUCGCAUGCAGCGGAGUCCCAUCACUUACGGCAUCGAAUGGGCUGAGAUUCGCGAAGACCCGACUCUCGUACAGAGACGUCGCCAACUGGCUAUCCAGGCUGCGCGCACACUACAGCAGUGCCAGAUGAUUAUCUUCAACGAGACGACGGAAGAGCUACGAAGCAAGGACAUUGGUAGAAUCGCCAGUCAAUACUACAUUCUGCAUGGCAGUAUCCAGGUCUUCAACGCCAUGAUGCGGGACCAAGCAACUGAAGCGGAUAUUCUCAAGAUGAUUAGCAUGAGUGGAGAGUUUGACAAUGUGCAGUCCCGAGACAGUGAAGCCAAAGAGCUCACCAACCUCAAAAAUGAAGUCAUCCCCUGUGAUGUGGACGGUGGCAUCGACACGCCCCAGGCAAAGACCAAUAUUCUUCUUCAGUCUUACAUUUCACGUGCACAGCCCGAGGACUUCGCUCUGUCAAAUGACAUGAACUACGUCGCCCAACAAUCUGGCCGCAUCUGCAGAGCACUCUUCAUGCUUGCGCUGAAUCGCCGUUGGGGUCAUCAGUGCUUGGUGCUUCUGACUUUGUCAAAGUCCAUUGAGAAGCGUAUAUGGCCAUUCCAGCACCCCUUGCAUCAGUUCGACCUGGCCAAGCCCAUCUUGAAUCAGCUUGACUCGAAGGAGCACCUGACGAUCGAAGCCCUGAAGGAAAUGGACUCCAACGAGAUUGGAGCACUUGUCCAUAAUCACGGCGCCGGCAAGACCAUUGCCAACAUACUCCGGAACUUCCCUACGGUUCAUGUCGAGGCUGAAAUUGCACCUCUGAACCGAGAUGUUUUGCGAAUCAAGCUCUUUGUCUUUCCCGACUUUCAGUGGAAAGACCACAUCCACGGCACGUCUGAGUCCUUCUACAUUUGGGUUGAAAACUCUGAGACAUCUGAAAUUUACCAUCAUGAAUAUUUUAUCCUCAACCGUAGGAAGCUACAUGAUGACCACGAGCUCAACUUUACGAUCCCAUUGUCUGAUCCCUUGCCGACUCAAAUCUACGUCAGAGCCGUCUCUGAUAGAUGGCUUGGGGCUGAGACGGUCACACCUGUGUCGUUCCAGCAUCUUAUUCGCCCUGAUACGGAAAGCGUUUACACAGACUUGCUAGACCUGCAGCCUCUGCCACUUUCUGCCCUCAAGAACCCGCCGCUGGAAGAACUGUACGCGAAGCGCUUCCAAUUCUUCAACCCCAUGCAGACGCAGAUCUUCCACACUCUCUACCACACAGCAGCAAACGUGCUCCUAGGCUCGCCCACCGGUUCCGGAAAGACGGUCGCCGCAGAGCUGGCCAUGUGGUGGGCGUUCCGCGAGCGUCCGGGCUCCAAGGUUGUGUACAUUGCACCGAUGAAGGCCCUCGUGCGUGAGCGUGUCAAGGAUUGGGGUGCUCGCCUUGCUGGACCACUUGGUCUGAAGCUGGUUGAGCUGACGGGCGACAACACACCGGAUACUCGCACUAUUAAGGAUGCUGACAUUAUCAUCACCACUCCAGAGAAAUGGGACGGUAUAUCUCGUUCGUGGCAGACGAGAGGCUAUGUCAGAAAGGUCAGCCUGGUCAUCAUUGAUGAGAUUCAUUUGCUUGCAGGUGAUCGUGGCCCUAUUCUGGAGAUUAUCGUUUCGCGAAUGAAUUAUAUCGCCGAGAUGACCAAGAGCGCGGUGCGGCUUCUAGGAAUGUCUACGGCAUGUGCCAAUGCUAGCGAUCUGGCCAACUGGUUGGGUGUCAAGGAGGGUCUCUUCAAUUUCAGGCACUCUGUGCGCCCAGUUCCCUUGGAACUGUAUAUUGACGGGUUCCCCGAGGUUCGAGGAUUCUGUCCACUGAUGCAGUCAAUGAACCGACCAACAUACCUCGCCAUCAAGAACCACAGCCCAGAAAAGCCCGUGAUUGUCUUUGUCGCCUCGCGUCGACAGACUCGGCUCACGGCCAAGGAUCUGAUCAACUUUUGUGGAAUGGAAGAUAACCCCCGCCGUUUCCUGCACAUGGACGAGGAGGACCUACAACUCAACCUCUCUCGUGUCAAGGAUGAUGCCUUGAAGGAGGCUAUUAACUUUGGUAUCGGACUGCAUCACGCUGGUCUUGUCGAAUCCGAUCGCCAGCUGUCGGAAGAACUUUUCCUUAACAACAAGAUCCAGAUUCUCGUUGCCACCAGUACUCUCGCGUGGGGUGUCAACCUGCCUGCCCAUCUUGUCGUCGUCAAGGGCACACAAUUCUACGAUGCAAAGAUUGAAGGCUACAGAGACAUGGACCUCACCGAUGUCCUGCAGAUGCUUGGUCGUGCGGGCCGUCCGCAAUUCGACACCUCGGGCGUGGCGCGUAUUUUUACGCAAGACGCCAAGAAGGACUUUUACAAGCACUUUUUACACACUGGCUUUCCUGUCGAGUCGUCGCUGCACACGGUGCUCGACAACCAUUUGUGCGCUGAAGUCUCGGCAGAGACCAUCUUGACCAAGCAGGAUGCGCUGGACUACCUGACGUGGACAUUCUUCUUCCGGCGUCUGCACAAGAAUCCGUCCUACUACGGACUGGAGAUCUCGGCCGAAGAGCACAACACGGUCGUCGCGCAGCAGGUGGCCAACGAAUACAUGGUGGAAAUGGUCAACAACUCGUUGGAUGAGCUCGCCAAGUCCAAGUGUGUGGAAGUCUUUCCCAAUGGCGAUGUCGACUCUACACCACUGGGCAAAAUCAUGAGCUACUAUUACCUCUCUCACAAGACGAUUCGCCAUCUGAGCCGUCACGCCAAGGCAAAUGGUACCUUUUUAGACGUGCUGUCGUGGAUGUCGCGAGCCAGCGAGUACGACGAGCUUCCUGUGCGCCACAAUGAGGACCUGAUCAACGAAACACUUUCUGACAACUUGCCGUUUCCGGGUCACUCGUUCGGCCUGCCCAUGUGGGAUCCGCAUGUGAAGGCAUUCCUGUUACUGCAAGCCCACAUGUCGCGAAUCGACUUGCCCAUUACGGAUUACGUGGGUGAUCAGACCAGUGUACUGGACCAGGCUAUUCGUAUCAUGCAGGCUUCCAUCGACGUGCUCACUGAGAUGGGACACCUGUCGAGCUGUCUGCAGAUGAUGAGCCUGCUCCAGUCGAUAAAGUGCGCUCGCUGGCCGACUGACCCACCAGUGUGUAUCCUCCCCGGCUUGGAGCCCGAGUCGAUCGGGAAGGAGUCGCUCUCUCUCAAGGAACUGAGCGCCUAUAGCCCGCAACAGGUGUCGCAGCUUGCGAAGCGGCUUCGAGUAUCCGCGCACCUGCAGCCUCGUUUUGCUAGAGCGGCAUCUAUCCUUCCCAAUGUGGAAGUUUCCAUUGAAGACAAGACAGCGCUGUCCGUCACGGUGAGCUUGAAGCGUCUAAAUGCGCUCGUGGAGCGGGAAGCGCGCAUCUAUGCGCCUAAGCUGCCGAAGCCGCAGUCGGAGGGGUGGUUUGUCAUAGUAGCCGACGCCGCCAAGGACGAAAUAGUUGCUGUCAAACGCGUGGGAUGGUCGGCGCCGGCUUCCCGAUCAGGCGGCCCGCGCAAGCUCGAGGCCAGGACAAGGCCCACGGCGCGCAGCACGAUGAAGCUGCCACAGGCGGCCGGGGCCCGGAAGCUGGACGUGAUUGUGGUCAGCGACGCCUACAUUGGACUGGAAUACCGGAUCGAGGGAGUCGAGAUUCCGGCUGCGCCAGUGGUGGACGACGAUGUUGACUCGAAGAAGGCGGCCGCUGCUGGAGGCGCGUCAGGGAGGGAAGGGGCGGAGCGAUCUAGGUAG
This is a messenger RNA of Cordyceps militaris CM01, 5946 nucleotides long. RefSeq names its product activating signal cointegrator 1 complex subunit 3. The transcript has a single exon. Lineage: Eukaryota; Fungi; Ascomycota; Sordariomycetes; Hypocreales; Cordycipitaceae. The record is from RefSeq and is a predicted model, not a curated record. Gene Ontology annotation, molecular function: nucleic acid binding; ATP binding; ATP hydrolysis activity. The coding region runs from base 1 to 5946 and encodes 1981 amino acids.